Anopheles funestus (African malaria mosquito) is the source of this 1968-nucleotide messenger RNA. RefSeq names its product amyloid protein-binding protein 2 (gene Pat1). The transcript has a single exon. Bases 309 to 1724 code for a protein of 471 amino acids. The record is from RefSeq and is a predicted model, not a curated record. Gene Ontology annotation, molecular function: protein binding. Lineage: Eukaryota; Metazoa; Arthropoda; Insecta; Diptera; Culicidae. Gene Ontology annotation, biological process: intracellular protein transport.
GUAUAAAGCGUUGUACCAACGUCGCACAACACGUUAGUUGUUCGCUGAAUUCCCAGAGCUGAAGGUUGCACGUAUCGCAACGUGCGUUUUGUAUAAGUUAAAUCACGAUCAUUGAAUGCGUUGUUCCGCGGUGGAGAGAAAGAGAUACAGCAUCCCACAGACCGAUCGAACUAAUAUUGAGGUUAGGCGUCCAAAGGAAGUCGGACGUGGCGUGAUAACAUCCAUACUGUAUAUGCGUGUUUAACGUGUGAGUGUGUGUGUGUGUGUACAUGAUAAACGUUAACGAAAAGUGAAGCACCAAAAACAAAAUGAUUUCGGAACUGUUUCAAACGAUGCACAAGGCUCGCUUCAGUGGCAUCCGGAUUGUGCCGGAAAACUCACCCUCUCUACAGCAAUCGUGCGUUCGAGCGUUUGUGGAGAGUGUGCGUAAGACGAAGAACGGUGACAGCGCGGAACGGUUGAUGCAGUUGCAGUUUCUACCGGCACCGCUGCUAACACCCAUCCUGGACCGCAUGUGUCGCUAUCCGGAGUUGCGCGACAUGCUACGAGAUGAGCUCACCGAUCCGGUAGUGUUUAUGAAGCUGUUCAACGGGUACGUCCCGGACUACGAUACGCUGGAGAAGUGUUUACGAGAGGCCGCCCGUUCCUGUGGCCGGCCGGCGGUCCUGCGGGACCUUGCCAACAACUACUGUGAUAUGUUGCGCACCGAGCUGCUGCUGGUGUUACACAAAGGGGAAACUCAAAAUCAAUCGAGGAUCAGGGCGCGUGUGCUGGAAUCGCUCCGCUUCGGCGACUACUUGUAUGAGGCUGGAUGGUGCCGAUGCGGGGCGGAGGUGCUAACGCUUACGAAUGAAUUGAUCGAGCUACUACCCCAACCGGGACGGCCUCUGCAGAUGGAGUGUUUGGUGAGGCUGCUGCGCGCCCAGAUCGGUGCCUGUCUGACCUCACGAGCAGCUCACACCGUACAGCGGCUGCUUACAUUCGUCGAGAUGCCGGCCGGCGAGCCCGGAGCACCGCUCCUCCCUCUAGUCAAGGCUUAUCUGCAGCUCGGCAGUUACUACUACCACGUGCAGGAUUACGACCGCUGCCAUCAGUGGGCGCUGCGAGCGCUCGCCUCCGCAGCGGAUGGUGACGCCCCGGCUAAAGGCGACGUCAUCGACGUGCUGCAGCUGAUUGCGCUCUUCUGCAUUGCGAAGGAGCGCCACGACCUUGGCAACAUGCUGAUCAGUCAAGCGGUGCAACGGGCGCGCACCGUGUACGGAAGUCUACAUCGCAAGUACGCGGACGUCCUUCAACAGUACGGGUUCGUGCUGCUGCGCAUGAAUGCCAUCCUGCCCGCCAUCACCGCGUUUACCGAGUGUCUCGAUAUUACUGGACGUGUGUACGGACUGCUCAGCCCGCACGCCGUCGUCCUCGAGGGCUAUUUGGCGCACUGUCUGUAUUUGCGUUCGCACACGACCGGUCGGUUCGAUAUGGCGCUGCGGCACGCCGAAACUGCUCUCGAUCUGGCCCGUCAACUCAUGCCGACAAGCCGGCGCGUACACCAGCAGCUGGAACACACGCGGGCUGUUAUCCUGCGCGGUCCGGACAAUCGGCGGGACACCAAAGAGAGUCAACCGUCGCGCGAACGCGACUUCCAUUCCUUUUCUCUGCGCGAGAUCAAAGAGAAGUUCUUCGAGCUGGACUCGUCCUUCGAGCGUGAUGGGCUCGCUUGCAGCGGUUAGGUUAGGUCACGCGGCUGUCGAAUUUUACCAAGCACUGUAGCAACAAUGUGUGCUCCUUUUCAAGACUAUAGGCUAGAAUUGUUUAAGUGUUCCACGUGUCGAGAGUAGCAUGUAAGAAAUUUGUGCAGCGUCACUAGCACCCUCGUGUACAACCGCUAAGGUCAUCAUGCGAGGCUACAAAAGAUUCGUCGAUUUUAAGAUGAAAAUAAAAGUAAGGUUUUUUUGUCUCUUCAAUAUUAAACAA